Molecule: messenger RNA, 3812 nt
Organism: Stegastes partitus (bicolor damselfish)
Lineage: Eukaryota; Metazoa; Chordata; Actinopteri; Pomacentridae
Gene: atp8b3
Product: ATPase phospholipid transporting 8B3
Exons: 29
Coding region: 224-3616 (1130 amino acids)
Biological process (GO): phospholipid translocation; Golgi organization
Cellular component (GO): plasma membrane; trans-Golgi network
Molecular function (GO): ATP hydrolysis activity; ATPase-coupled intramembrane lipid carrier activity; ATP binding
Source: RefSeq, a predicted model, not a curated record
AGGUGGCUCUGCCAUGGUACCUAUUUACAAGUCGUUACCAAGGAUUCAAGGAUAAUAGUAACCAACACUGCAGGUUUGAUGCAAAUGUUUGCAUCUGGGAAGCCUCGGGUCUCUCGUCAAGGUUGCUCAUUCAGCUUCCAUCAAAGGUUCAGCGAGAAGAGUUGAGUAGAUUAUAGACGACUGAUCAGCAGCAGUGAUUUAUUACCUUCUGUCUUUUUUUGCUAUGGUAGAGCAUAACUCUGAACAUCUGAGUCUGCAUAGCACCAUGGUCAAGGAGAGUUUUAAAUCUGGCCUCACAUGGGAGGUGAAGGCUAACAGCCGCAAACACAAACAGAAGAAAUCCUUCCUGUGUUUGCACUGGGGGAGAUACGCGGACAAUGUGGUGCGCAGCUACAAGUACUCCCCCCUGACUUUUCUGCCCCUGACGCUCUUCGAACAGUUCCAGCGCGCAGCCAAUCUCUACUUCCUCCUCAUGGUGGUGAUGCAGUGUGUCCCUGCCAUCUCAUCCAUACCGUGGUACAUCACCAUCAUACCGCUGACCACCGUACUCACUGUGAGAGGCCUGAAAGACCUCAGCAACGACAUGGCAAGAAGACGUUCUGACUCUCAAAUUAACUCCCGACCCUGUGACGUACUCAUCUCCCAGAGUUUCAACACAGUACAGUGGAAAGAUUUGUGUGUGGGAGAUGUGCUGCGGAUCCAUAAAGACCAAGUCAUCCCUGCGGAUCUUCUCCUUCUGUGUAGUUCAGAACCUCACAGUCUGUGUUACGUAGAGACGGCUGAUAUUGAUGGUGAAACCAACCUUAAAUACCGACAGGCGCUCAGUGCUACACACAAUGAGUUGACCUCUCACCCCUCAGAGGAGGCCCUUAGUGCCUUUGAUGGUGUUGUACUCUGCGAGGAACCCAACAACCGCCUGUACAGCUUCAGAGGUCAGCUGCAGUGGAGGGGAAAGUGUCUUCUCCUGGACAGCGAGCACAUCCUCCUGAGGGGAACAGUCCUACGCAACACAGACUUUGCCUACGGCUUGGCCAUAUACACUGGCGCGGACACUAAGAUCCUGAGAAACUGCGGGAAACUGAAAGUGAAGACGACUCAAACAGAAAAAGUUUUCAACCAAGUGGUGAUCGGGAUAGUCCUGUCCGUGCUGCUAGCAGCUCUGCUUCUUGCCAUUGGCAGUGGCGUGUUUUCGAGUCAGGUCAUGAGCCAGACAGGGGUGCCGUCUGCUCUGGUGGUUAACGGCAAUCCAGUCUACACCGGAUUCCUCAUCUACUGGAGCUACAUCAUCCUUCUCAGCCCAGCUAUGCCCAUAGCACUCUAUAUCUCGUUUGAGAUGAUCCACACGGUCCACAGCCUGUUUAUUGGCUGGGAUUUGGAGAUGUAUUGGCAGCCGGCAGACAGACCGGCCCAGGCCAGGAAUACGUCUCUGAAUGAGGAGCUUGGCCAAGUGGGGUACCUGCUGAGUGACAAAACUGGGACACUAACCCAGAAUCGUCUGCUCUUCAGGCAGUGCUGCAUAGCUGGGGAGAUUUAUGCUCCCGGCCUUGUGGAGAAACUCAGAGGACAGCAGUGUCCACUCAGCAAACAGUUCCUCACUGCACUGGCUUUAUGUCAUACUGUCAUGGCAGAGUGGAAGGACGGUGAGACUCCGGUUUACCAAGCUGCAUCCCCAGAUGAGGAGGCUCUUGUUGGUGCUGCCAGGGAACUUGGCUGGGCUUUUCUUUCCAGGACCAGAGAUUUUCUCGUUGUCUCCGAACUGGGUGUCACUCGCCAGUAUCAGCUGCUAGCUCUGCUGGACUUUACCAGCAAGAGGAGACGCAUGUCUGUGCUGGUGCGAGAGCCCGAGGGUGGGUUAAAACUGUACUGUAAAGGGGCGGAUAUAGUGAUCCUAGAGAGACUGCAGAAGGACUGUCCAUAUCAGGAAAGAAUUGAAAGAGCCCUGGAGUUGUUUGCUGAGGCCUGUCUGAGGACACUGUGUGUUGCGGUUCGAUCUGUUCCUGAGGCAUCAUGGGAGCAGUGGAGUCAAACUCUUGCAGAGUCUGCUGCCAUGACGACCUGUGACCGUGACGCACUGCUGGAAAAGCUAUAUGAUCAGAUGGAGAGAGACCUGCAGCUUCUGGGGGUGACAGCGAUAGAGGAUCGACUACAGGAGGGCGUUCCUGAGACUAUUGCUCUUCUUCAAGAAGCUGGGCUCAAAGUAUGGGUACUGACUGGAGACAAAAAAGAGACUGCAGUAAAUAUUGGAUAUUCUUGCAAACUGCUGGAUCCUGAUACAAGAUUACUGGAAUGGCAGGAGCUGAGACAGAUACUCCAGUCCCCAGACCCACAGGUCAGUUUCUUCAAGGCCAGACAGACAGAGCUGUGGGCUGCAGACAAGGAGAUGGCUGGUGCAAAGACUUCUGUGGUCCUCACUGGGCCAGAGUUGGCAGAGUUUGACCAGAGACCAGAAUGGGGGGCCACAUUCAUGCGCCUGGCAGAACAGUGUCAGUCGGUGCUGUGCUGCCGUGUAACACCUGCACAGAAGUCUGAAAUCGUCAAGCUGGUCAGGAAGCACACCGGCUCGAUCACCAUGUCCAUCGGAGACGGCGCCAAUGAUGUAAACAUGAUUAAGACGGCUCAUGUUGGUGUGGGACUGGCAGGAGUGGAGGGAGGUCAGGCGGUGCAGAAUGCAGACUUUGCAUUGUCCCAAUUCAGGUUUCUGCAGAGGCUGCUGCUGGUCCACGGCCGCUGGUCCUAUCGCCGCAUUUCCAACUUCCUGCGUUAUUUUCUGUUUAAGACCUGCAGUUUUGCUCUUGUGCAUAUAUGGUUUGGUAUCUUCAAUGGCUUCAGUGCUCAGUCACUGUAUGAGACAUGGUUCAUUGCGUUGUACACAGUCAGCUACACAGCGUUCCCAACUAUGUGCUUGGCCAUUUUUGAACAGGAUGUGAGUGCAGAAAGCAGCCUGAAAUUUCCUGAGCUGUACAAGUGUGGACCGAGACAGGAGCUCUCCAACCCUUUAAUGUUGUCCUUGUCGCUCCUGCAAGCUGUCUACUCAUCCCUUGUCCUCUUCUUCAUCCCGUUUGGAGUUUUCUACGACACAGCCGUUGAUUUCCAGACCAUGGCAGUCACUGUCGCUAUGGCAGCUACGUUUGCUGCCACGAUUGAGAUUGUGCGGCUGACCAGGUUCUGGACAAAGUUCAGCAUAGCGGCUCUGUGUGUCUCUGUGUCGAUGUUGUUCAUCUGUACGAGGCUGUGCCACAGCGCUCGCCUUUUUCAGAGUUCACCCGUUGACUAUGUCUUUAUUGGAGUCUCUGAUAAAGCCUUCAUUGAUCCAGUUGUGUGGCUCACAGCUCUGCUCACCGCCUGGACAGCUGUUUUACCCUCAGUGACUGCUCAAGCUCUCAAUGUGAUUCUCACAGCUCAUGACAAACACAAGGUCCACAUUAUAACCAAUCAGCCAGUGGAGCUGAGGUCAAAGUUCAAAAGAGGGACGUCUCUGCGCCGUUCGUCUUAUGCCAUCUCCCAGGACGCUGGGUCCGGAAGAAUCGUCACCACAAGGACCAGCUUCCACAGCACAGUACUACCAGGGCAUGAGAAGGUGACUGCAAGUGGUACCGACCAACUAGGCCAAUUAUGAUGCCCUCAUGUUGCAGGAAUACUGACUAAUUAUUGUUAUUUUUAUAUUGGAAAAGAAGUGAUCAUAUUUAGUGUUCCUGCAACAUCGAGUUAAAAAGUUACGCGUUUACAUUUCUGUCUUUCUAAACAUGUUUUUGAGGGUAAUUAUGAGUGGAGCCCACAUGUUACUGUAUGGCUGUUUUCAAAUAAAGUAAACU